AUGACCAGAAAGCGCGAUGCGGUCGACGAGCCAUCCUCAGUCAAGCGCAGAAAGUUGACAGACAACUUCCCAUCAGAGUCUCAAUCUCCUGCGCAGAGUCGCCUGACAGAACCCGAGAAAGCAGAGUUACUGCGCUGGCUCGAUCAAGCCGACAAGAAAGACGGACCCAUAUUCAAUGUUUCCAACCCCCCCACCCGCAAAGGCGCAAAGAACCCACCCGAUGUCCAAGAAAAACCCCUCAGAUUGAAUGACCAGGACUAUCUGGACGCCCGGUGGCUUAUCAAGCCGAAUGAUCGAUGGCUGAACAUGACCAAAUACAAAAAAUUCACAGUAGGAAACCAGACUCACUCAGUUGGAGAUUGUGUUCUCGUCAAGCCAGGAAAUGAGUCUGAUCGGGACUGGAAGGCCCAGGUCCAUGAGGUUCGAGCUGCGGAUGAACAUCAUGUCUUCCUCCGCUGCACCUGGCUCGAGAAUCCCGAGGAGCUACCUCAAGAGGCUCGGAGCACACCGCCAUACCACGGUAAAUUCGAGUUGGUCCCGGGCAACAAAAUGGAUAUCAUCGAUGCUCUGACAGUGAACGGACCGCUGAAGGUCGUACGCUGGGAGGAAGACAAUGACGAUGCGCCGAUGCCAGCGCAAGGAGAGUAUUAUUGGCGACAGACUUACAAUUACGAUACCAAGCAACUAUCGCCACAAAAUCCCGAUCAUCUCAUUAUCAAAUGCAGCAAUGAAGCUUGUGGAAUAUGGCUCCAUGCUUCUUGUCUGGCCCAGGAUGCUGUUCAGCGUAAAACCCAACAGAAUGGAGACAAGGCGGAGUCAAACGGCAAAAAACGAGCUCGCAAAUCCAUCAACAAGAAUUUUAUCAAAAGCGCUGAAGACGCAGUGGCCGAAGACGACACAAUCAGGGCAGAGGUCCCGACACCUGAGUCUGAAGCGCCCAAGAUCAUAAUCACCGACAAGAAAACUGGGGAUGAGACCGAAGAACCAGUGCAUUGCUUGGUGUGUAAGGAGCUUGUUGAAUAA
Aureobasidium uvarum is the source of this 1023-nucleotide messenger RNA. The record is from the annotation of a GenBank genome assembly. Lineage: Eukaryota; Fungi; Ascomycota; Dothideomycetes; Dothideales; Saccotheciaceae.